This is a messenger RNA of Austrofundulus limnaeus, 1442 nucleotides long. It is a transcript of the gene apba1a, whose product is annotated as amyloid beta (A4) precursor protein-binding, family A, member 1a. Gene Ontology annotation, cellular component: dendritic spine; plasma membrane; cytoplasm. Gene Ontology annotation, biological process: chemical synaptic transmission. Gene Ontology annotation, molecular function: protein binding; amyloid-beta binding. The record is from RefSeq and is a predicted model, not a curated record. Lineage: Eukaryota; Metazoa; Chordata; Actinopteri; Cyprinodontiformes; Rivulidae.
UGCCAGGUCCAUGUGAUCCAGAGGACCUGAUUGAUGGGAUCCUGUUUGCAGCCAGCUAUCUGGGCUCGACUCAGCUGGUGUCAGAAAAAACACCAUCCAAGAGUGUCCGUCUGAUGCAAGCACAGGAAGCAGCUCAACUCAUCAAGGAUGGUCAGACUGCAGCUCAGCCUGUGUUCGAGGUGGAUCUCUUCAUCUCCACUCAGAGGAUCAAAGUGCUGAAAGGUGACUCCCAGGAAAUCGUAUUGGACCAUCCUCUGAAAACCAUCUCCUACAUAGCUGACGUGGGCAACACCGUGGUUCUGAUGGCCAGGAAAAGAUUGUCUCACCAGGACUCUCAGGAUACUGUGGAGACCUCAGAAUCAAGUCAAGACCACAAGAGACAGUACAAGAUGACCUGUCAUUUGUUUGAGUCUGAUGAUGCCCAGCUGAUUGCUCAGUCCAUUGGACAAGCCUUCAGUGUGGCUUACCAGGAGUUCUUACGAGCUAAUGGUAUAAACCCUGAUGACCUGAGCCAGAAGGAGUACAGUGACCUGCUCAGCACUCAGGACAAGUAUAAUGAUGACCUCCUCCACUUCUCCAAGUCUGAGAACUGCAAAGAAGUGGUGAUAGAGAAAUCUAAAGGGGAGAUUUUGGGCGUGGUCAUUAUGGAGAGUGGGUGGGGCUCCAUCUUACCCACAGUAAUCAUUGCCAACAUAAUGCAUGCUGGGCCAGCUGAGCGGUCCGGCAGACUGAACAUCGGAGAUCAGAUCAUGUCCGUUAAUGGUACCAGUCUGGUGGGGCUCUCACUGUCAACCUGCCAGAACAUCAUUAAGGAUUUAAAAAACCAGUCUCGGAUAACUCUGAGUAUUGUAAGAUGUCCUCCGGUGACCACUGUCCUCAUCAGACGUCCUGCACUCCGUUAUCAGCUGGGAUUCAGUGUCCAAAACGGCAUUAUCUGCAGCCUUAUACGUGGUGGUAUUGCUGAACGAGGAGGGGUCAGAGUGGGACAUCGCAUCAUUGAAAUCAACACCCAGAGUGUGGUGGCAGUACCCCAUGAAAAAAUUGUCCAGAUCCUGUGCAACACUGUGGGAGAGAUCCACAUGAAGACCAUGCCUGCUGCCAUGUACCGUCUGCUGACCGCUCAGGAGCAACCUGUUUACAUCUGAGAAGUCCUGAACCCAGAGUCUACCCUCUGCAGUUCAUGCAGUCUGAGCUCCUAGUUAUGUUGAUUUGAUGUUUGUUUGUCCAGUGGGAAUUUAAAGGUCCUGUUUUUAUCUGUUUUCACUAAAAGACUUUUCUUACUGUGGCUCAUAAAAUAUAACAGAUUGAUCAUUUAAACCCACAGAAUCCUAAAACUGCUAUAUUCAUGGUUCACUGUUGUAAUCUAUGUAAUACAUGUACCCCAAGUUUAUUUUGUUUAUUUUAGACAAAUAAAACUCUGAAGUCCAACCUGAACCCAGACA